Pocillopora verrucosa is the source of this 1985-nucleotide messenger RNA. The record is from RefSeq and is a predicted model, not a curated record. Lineage: Eukaryota; Metazoa; Cnidaria; Anthozoa; Scleractinia; Pocilloporidae.
ACGCCGGUAGUAUAUAUACUCCGGUGAGGGCGAGUCCUUUCAGCAGUAGCUUUUCGUAAAAUCAUUCUCGAUAAGAAUGGCCCGUAUCAUUUCCUGAUCUUUUAUUUUGCUUACGAUGUACAACGCCAUUUUGCAACCUGAACCUGAACCAGUACGAAAAGAUCAAAAACCUUACGCGUGUGCAUCAUUUGCAAUUAGUCGAUCGAACAUGGAAGCUACUUCGAAAAUGUUACUCCUUCUAUUUAUGGUUGCCUUCGAAGUUUUCGCAGUUUCAGCUGCUGAUAGAAUUCCUGUGGCAGAUAGAAGUAAAUAUGAGAUGUAUUUGGAAAAGUUUGAGACCAGUCGUACCCACUACCGACCAGAUGGAAAAGAAAAUUUACAGAAUGCAACCAUUUUCAUGAAGGAGAAGUUUGAAAGUGUAGGAUUAGACGUAGAGUUGCAAAAUUUUACCACAAGUGACACAACAACAGGACAGACUGCUAGUGGCACAAAUGUGAUAGGCAUUCUUAAAGGUCAGUUCUUUGGUACUGCAAGCGAUGAUGCCAUCAUCCUUGGAGCUCAUCUUGAUACACAAGGUCUUCAGCAGUAUGGUGUUAACAAUGACGGUUCUGGUCUCACAGCUCUUCUUACUCUGGCUGAAGAUCUCACAGGAAAGGACAAGUGUGUUCAGAAUCACAGCAUUCUAUUUGUUGCCUUUGAUCGUUCUGAAACAUUUGAUGUGCAACAGGGCAAUGCAGUAUGCAACAAAAGCUGUGGAAGUAAGGCAUUCAUUGAUGGUAUCUCUAAGGUUCUUCAGGGUGGCACAGUCAAGAUUGCAAUCAUUAUGGAUUGUAUAUCAAACUUCAACCUUCAGAAGGACUCCCAAAGAGAAUACAAGCAACCAGUAAAGGAUUAUUUUAGUACAUUUGUUGAAAUGCAGGGGUUGAUUUAUGAAAACAAAGGAAAUUAUCUGGCAGUGAUUGGAAGAGAGGAUGAACAAGAUGCCAUGAGCAAUUAUGUUAAAAUGUUUGAGGAGGUUAGGACAUAUUCACAGUAUGUGCCUGUUGAGUUCAUGUGGAACUUCAAGGGAAAACCCACUGGCCUAAAUUUGACAAAUGUAGAGACAGCAUUUGCAAAGUCAGACACUUUGAGUUUUUGGGAUGCCAACAUCAAGUCUAUACUUUUGACUGACACCUGUUAUCAACGAGACCCUUUGUAUACCUGUAAGACUUCUGUUUGGUGUGACAACUCAGCAAAAGCUUCACUCAACGACAAUCUCGGCUUUGCAUAUUCGACAGCAACUGCAGCCAAAAACCUCACCAAGUAUUAUGCUUGUACAGACAGAGAUGUGAAUGAAUGUGUUCUAGGGAAUGCUGAGUGUUCCAAAGAUGCAACUUGUAAAAAUACCUUUGGGUCUUACGAGUGCAAGUGCAAGGAUGGAUUCACUGGAAAUGGCUUUUCUUGUAAAGACAUAAAUGAAUGUGCAGAGGGAAGCAAAUGUAACAAGGACGCAGUCUGCACCAAUUCCCCAGGUUCAUACCACUGUAAAUGCAAGAUGGGAUUCAGUGGGAAUGGCUUCAAUACUUGUGUUGCCUCUGGGACUGGAACUGCAGCUGCCGUAUUUUUACACGUUGUGAUGCCAAUUGUUGUAGGCCUUCUAGAAUUUACCAUGUAAAGUGUGUCAGGGCACAUAUUUUUUAGACAGGAGGUCAUUAUUUAUUGUCUGAAUAUAUUUUUGCCCACAGAUUUUUAGUUAUUACGUAAACUUACUUCCAAAAUUUUAUCUCACUAUACCUCUAUAAGUUACAGGCGUGUACAAAUUCAUUUUUUGGUGGUUUAUUUUACUUUUUAUUGUAAUUUAUUCAUUUCCUUUAGCUUUUAUUUUAAGCUGUUUUAUCUCUCUCAUUCCGUGGAAAAAGCAAGAGUUUUAAUUUAGAAUAUGAAUUGAAACCUGUUGUGAGUGUGGUCUCUAAGGCAUUGAAUUAAAGAAUUUUGGUUUUUCAACA